UAACAGUGGAGUUCUACCCGAAGUGUCCGGAAGUACGGGCUGUGUCUUCGUUAAAACUGUCCUAGAAAAUGUAGACUUAUACAGAUUUGUCAACAUCAGGCGAGAAGUGCACUUGAUCGCCACAGUCUUCUCAUCAAUCAACGUGCACCCACGUGGGAAAACUUGUGGAGCUAGCUGUUCAGAUAGCUUUGCAAGGGCACCUGUUGUAUAUAAUUAGAUAGACAUUGACAUUUUAACUGUUAUUACGGUACCUUUGGAGGACUAUUGAAACAAUGGCUGAGCCUGCAGAUAUCAUAAAGAGAUCAUGCAUGGUUAAGAGGUCUAUCAACAAACGACGAAUGGGUCCGGUGAAUUACAAAGCCAGAGUAUUUAUAUUGACUAAUAGAUAUCUGAGUUACCACGAUGGAGACAGUAUUGAAAGACCUGGCAAAGAAAAAGGGAAAAUAUGCAUCCAUGAAAUCACAGUCAUUGAAGAAGUAGAUGAAUCUGCUUUUGCAGAAAAAAACAGAGGAUAUCCUUUCCAGGUGUGUUGGAAUGACUAUGUACUUUACGUAUUCACACAUCAAAAAUCUGAAAGAGAUGAUUGGGUCUCUAUUUUACAAAACAUGUGUCGAGAUAAUAGAUGUCUUCUUAACAAGUAUCACAAUGGCAUGUUUUCGUCAUCUACCUGGUCGUGCUGUGGGCAGACUGCAAGAUUGGCUCCAGGAUGUCAAGAAGCAUUUAAAAGUCGUAUAAGAGGAGGAAGGAGGAACAGGGACUCAAGCCCACUUCCAUCUACACCAGAGAAUGUCCGCUUUUCAAGACAACCAGUCUUACCUCCACCUGCACCUCCACCUCGACCACCAGAAAUAGAGAAGGAUUUGCGUGUUGUUGUAGCAUUGUAUCCGUAUACACCAACACAGCAAGGUGAUUUAGCGUUAGUGAAAGGAGACGAGUACACUGUGUUAGAUGAUAGUAGAGAACAUUGGUGGAAAGCAAAAAACAGUAGAGGGGAAGUGGGACACAUUCCAAGUAAUUUUGUUCAAGAACAAAAAGACUAUACUAAUAUGUUAACCAAGUUUGAUUGGUAUUCAUCCGAGGUGUCAAGAUCUCAAGCAGAAGAAGAUUUAAAAGCUGAAGACAAAGAAGGUUGUUUUAUUGUUCGUAAUUCUAGUACUGCUGGAAUGUACACUCUUUCCGUUUACAGUAAAGAUGGUGUCAUUGGCAUGUCUGAUGGAUUUGUACGUCACUAUCAUAUUAAAAAGAACGACCAGGGUUAUUUCUACAUGUCAGAUAAACAUUCCUUUCCAACGAUUCCUGAAUUAAUAGAUUAUCAUCAACACAACAGUGGAGGUCUUGCAACGAGGCUUCGUAAGCCACCGAAAAGUUACAAUACAGCUCCAGCUACUGUUGGUCUAGGGCAUGAUAUUUGGGAGAUUGACCCAGCGGAGAUUACGUUGAUGAAGGAACUUGGGGGUGGUCAAUUUGGUAUAGUCAGGCUAGGAAAAUUGAACAAUGGUACCUACGUUGCAGUUAAAAUGAUGAGAGAAAACGCAAUGUCUGAAGAUGAUUUCAUUGAUGAGGCCCGAGUAAUGCAACAACUCAAACAUGAACACCUAGUGCAGUUAUAUGGUGUAUGUAGCAAAUCUAGACCAUUGUACAUCAUCACAGAAUAUAUGAAUAAAGGUUGUCUAUUGAAUUAUUUGAGAUAUCGUCAGUAUCUACUUGACAAACCACUACAAUUACUUGAUAUGUGUAAACAAGUCUGCUCAGCAAUGGUUUAUUUGGAAUCCAAAAGUUUUAUACAUAGAGACUUAGCUGCACGUAAUUGUCUUGUCGGUGACAGAACUACCGUUAAAGUGUGUGAUUUUGGAUUAACACGGUUUGUAAUAGAUGAUGACUAUACCAGCUCAGGAGGCUCCAAAUUUCCAAUUAAAUGGGCUCCACCAGAGGUUCUACAUUACACCAAGUUUAGUAGCAAAUCUGAUAUCUGGGCAUUCGGUAUACUAAUGUGGGAAGUAUUCACGGCUGGUAAGAUGCCAUAUCCUAAUAUGAGUAAUGUGGAGGUAGUAAACCAGGUGUCAUCUAGGGGUUAUAGGUUAGAGCGACCGAGUAAUUGUCCUGAAUCUGUCUAUACUAUUAUGAUGUCUUGCUGGGAAGAGGAGCCAGAUAGACGUCCAGCUUUCCGAGUUGUGAUUCGUCAAAUUCAAAAGCUAGCUGCAGAUGAUUAUCAAGAAUGGAACAUUUGAGCAUGUAGGAAAUGUCACUGAUUGGUCAAGUCAUCUAUGCAAAUGUAGCGAUACUAUUGUUGUGUAUCAAUAGCAAUACCAUUGUCAUACCGUAAGCAAAAUGGUGCUCUCAAGUGUUUUUUCUAUCAACAGUAAUAAUCAGAGGCCAAAGUAUAUUUCUGAAUUUCUGUAAGGAGAGUAUACUACUACAAUUUUACAAAUCAUUCUUGAAUAUUUAAAAAAAAAAAAAAGUUAAAUAUUCAUUUAAGUUCCCAAAAAAUGAGUUUUCAGUAGCAUUUGUCAAGAGAUCUUACUAAGAAUAGAACUAUUGAACUUUUUCAAGUAUGUUUGAAAGAUCAAAUGCAGACAACAUUCACAGACGAUAAAGAAAAGACAAUUUUACUUUUAUUAAUAUUGUCAAUUCCAUUCCACUUUGGGUAUCAGUCAAUAGUGUACUUUUAGUGGUCAAAGCUAGUCAUGUGUUGAAUGUGCUCAAUCACAAAAUAUUUAAACAUAACCAUCACUCAAAAGGAAUUGUAUAAGUAUUAUGUUUGUCCUACUCUCUGCCUCUAACAUUUAACAUGAUUAGCACAAAUUCUAUUUUUCCCCUACUCUUGGCUGAAAUUUUUCAAAGACGAACAAAAAUUCUGAUAAACCAAUAAGAUUGAUAUACACCUUUGAAACCAUGCUUUGUUAUAAGCUGAUGAAUGGAGGUAUUUAAAACAUAACAUGAUGUAUAUAUUCAGAAAGCUGGAGAUUUCAGUUUAUUAAUGAAUUAAUUAUUAAUUUUGUUUUUUAUUCAUAAAAUUGUUUUG
Messenger RNA from Saccoglossus kowalevskii, 3022 nucleotides. RefSeq names its product tyrosine-protein kinase BTK-like. The record is from RefSeq and is a predicted model, not a curated record. NCBI's taxonomy places the organism in Eukaryota, Metazoa, Hemichordata, Enteropneusta, Harrimaniidae. Gene Ontology annotation, biological process: protein phosphorylation; intracellular signal transduction. Gene Ontology annotation, molecular function: protein binding; ATP binding; protein tyrosine kinase activity.